This is a messenger RNA of Zeugodacus cucurbitae (melon fly), 1845 nucleotides long. Its product is annotated as dendritic arbor reduction protein 1-like. The transcript is spliced from 3 exons. NCBI's taxonomy places the organism in Eukaryota, Metazoa, Arthropoda, Insecta, Diptera, Tephritidae. Bases 1099 to 1401 code for a protein of 100 amino acids. The record is from RefSeq and is a predicted model, not a curated record.
CUGCGAACAGCAGAAGCGACUGAAGAGGAAAUAAUAAACAAGUACAUAUGUACGAAAGUAUGUAUAGAUGAAUGUGUCUAUGUUGGCGGCAAAAGGCAACUGCAAUACAACACAGCCAAGCGAGGUCCGUCUGCAGCAAAGCAGCGCUGUCCAAUCAGUCUGAACUCGGUUACCAACAACGAUGAAACAAACGGCAGCGCUUGAGUGGCUUACUAUCCGAAAUUAGUUGGAGUCGUCGUCGCGUAAAAAAAUAAUUGAUUUCAACAACAACAAUUUGCUUAAUUUGCAUGUAUACCUGCAAAAGAUAAGAAAUUUAGUAAUUUGUUUGUUGAAUGUGCAAAAAAAAGUUUUAAGGAGAUAUUUACCCAAAGCAAAUGCAAUGAAUUGUGAAAAGUGACAAAGUAAACGAAGGUUGGGUAUUUAUAUUUUUUUUUUACCUUUGGCAUGUGACUUUUAAUAAAAAAAAAACUAGUUCGAUAAAAGUAAAACAAAUCAUUGUGAAAACGUCUGUGUCCAUAUACUUGAAAUAUUCUAUAAAAAGUAAAUAACUAUUAAUCAAAUGUAUGCUGAGUUUAUAGAAACAUGUUUUAAAUGCAUACAUGCAUACCCAUUAUAAUAGGGUGAUCAGUGUGUGCCUUCAACAAAUUAUUGGGCAAUGCAGUCUCCGAAUAUGACUAUCGACAUGAGAUAGGAUGGGUAAUUUUCAGUACAUCGAACCAGAUGUUGACCAUGAGCAAUAUCCGCUGCACCGCAUCAUCAUCAGCAACACCGCAAAGCAAUCAAAGUAGUAUAAAUUCUCUGGAUCAUUGUCAGCAAUAGCAAUUACAACAACACAAUACCAGUAGUAGUAGUAGCAAUCAUGAGCACUCCGGCUAUGUGCAACAUUCAUGUGCGGUUUAUGUACCCGCUGACACUACCACCUCACAGCACGUUUAUGAGGCGUAUGACAAUGGUGCAACGGUGGCGUAUUAAAUAGCCGCGUCAUAUGGCUCGACUGGUACGGCAGAGUCGAUGAGUGGGGGCAGCCGAUAAGGAAUAAUUCGGUGAGUUUUCCGAAUGCGCUCGUGUUCAAAGAUGACGUCAAUGGUGGCAACUUGAAUGCGAGCUACGGUUAUAGUUGGCAAAUCAACAAUCAGUCGUAACACCCCAAACAGGCCACCACCACGGAAGAACUCACCGCCGCAUCAGCAAUCGCAGCAGCAACAUGACCAACCAACACAAUUAAAUCUGCAACUUUGUCCAUCUGCUGCAUCGACCGGUUAUAAUUCAAUGGCAGCGCAACUUAUAUUUUUGAAGCCAUUAACACCGCCCAGCUCAGAUCCCGGAAGUCCGGAUAGUUCAAUGGUAGCGGCAGCUAUUAUUUAUAAAUACAUAAAUGCAAUCUUUUCAUCUUUUUUUUAAAAAUGGUAUGAAAUAUUUUUUGAAGAAAUAAAGUGUCGAAAUUCGAUAGUUAGGUCGUUUCUCUUUUAUCUAAAUUAAAAAAUAAACAAUAAAUUUUACUUAUUGAUCAUAUCGGCUCACACGAGUAUACGGAAAUAACAUGUAAUUUUGAUAUUUAAAUUUUAUUUUAAUAAUUAUUUAUUUUAUUUGCAGAAUUUAGCAUUUUUUUUUUAGUUUACAAUAAUUAUGAUUAGUUUGGCAAUCGGAGCCGUAAUUUCGUUUAAAAUGCAAAAUUAGCAUUUCAGUUGGCGCCAGCUGUCAACAUUAGUGCAACAUUUAUUUGAUAUUUACAGUUUUUUUUCAAAUUAAUAUAAGAUUUAAGCUAUAAGCUAAGCUACCCAAUUAAGCUGCCCAAAAGUGACCACUUGUUGAAUUCAUAUUUUGUAUGUGCAACCAAGAAAAAAA